Sphaeramia orbicularis (orbiculate cardinalfish) is the source of this 5188-nucleotide messenger RNA. RefSeq names its product pleckstrin homology domain-containing family A member 7-like. The record is from RefSeq and is a predicted model, not a curated record. Lineage: Eukaryota; Metazoa; Chordata; Actinopteri; Kurtiformes; Apogonidae.
CUCCUCUGACAUAAACCCGUGUUCCGUGCUUCUGGACCCCGGUAACCCUCCGGUAACCCUCCGGUAAGCCCCGGUGGACCACCUGGGACCACCUGCGGACCACGUCAGUCCGGGUUUUCCUUUCGUCCGAUCCUGAUCCUGAUCCGGGUCCUGAGGCGGCGCCGGUCUCCGCUGAUCCCGGAUCCCGGGAGUCUCCGCGGACAUGCAGCGGCUGUGAUGGCGGACAUGGCGGCUCCUCUGGACCGGGACUCGCUCCCGGACGCUCUGGUCCUACGGCGUGUGCGCGGACGGACGGGUCUUCUUCUCCCACGACGGAACCCGGACACCACCUGGAUCCACCCCCCGCUCCGGAGAACCCGUCAACUCCGGACCACAUGAUCCGCUCAGAUCUGCCCAGGGAUGGGAGGAAGGAUUCACGGGACGAAGGAGCCACUUACUUCAUCAACCAUAACCAGAGGACCACCACGUUCCGACACCCCGACACUGGACUCAUCUCUGCAGAGGAACGUGGACUUCAUCCUCCAGGAACAGCCUCAGAGGACUCGUAUGAUGUCCAAACCGGGGGUGGAGCAACUCUCCAGCACCACGGUCAGCGACACGUCCACCGCCGUCACCUCGUCCACCGUCGACACCAAGGGUUCACGGUCCAGUGGGAAAAUCCACAGCUUUGGAAAGAGAGAGCAGUCGAUCAAGAGGAACCCCAACGUCCCGGUGGUGGUGAGGGGAUGGCUUUACAAACAGGACAGCUCUGGGAUGCGUCUGUGGAAGAGGAAGUGGUUCGUCCUGGCAGAUUUCUGUCUGUUCUAUUAUAAAGACAGCAGAGAGGAGUCGGUCCUGGGCAGCAUCCCCCUCCCCAGCUAUGUCAUCGCCCCCGUGGGACCCGAGGACCACAUCAGCCGCAAGUUCGCCUUCAAGGCUAGCCACACUGGUAUGCGCUCGUACAUUUAUAAGCAGAGCUCUGUGAUUGGCUCGCAGGCAGAGCACUCGGGGAUGAGGACGUAUUACUUCAGCGCCGACACACAUGAGGACAUGAACACGUGGCUGAGGGCCAUGAACCAGGCCGCCAUGAUGCACAACACGGACGCUCUGAUCAGGCCAUUGGACUCGUUGGAGAAGGCUCCUCCCCCUUUGCAUCAGCACGCUGUCCCUCAAACCAACCACGUCAACCACCACCCGACGCAGAUGCCAGACUCCGCCUCCAAUGCCAUCGUCCACGAGGUCCUGCUGGAGCCGAUCCACCGCGACGCUGAUGAGGGCUCCAGCCUCCGCAAGGGUUCGCCGGCCGCCGUUGGCGCUUUGGAGAUGGACACGCACGCCUCGCUGCCCGCCAACCCCACCUCCUCCGCCUCCCUGCCGCCGUCCGACCACACGUCGGUCUCCGCCCCUGUGUCCAGGGUUCCGUCACGCGCUCCGUCGCGCGCCGCCUCCACGCUGCCCUCCAGCGUCUGCACCAGGAACGGCCUGGUGUCCACGCCCAGCCCCAUCCUGGAGCCCAAUGGGAUUGCAGCGGGGACGUACCAGAGAGCCCCGCCCCCCGAUAUCAGUGGGCAGAUGCAGAGAAGGAGCGCCCUGGAGCAGGUGGAGCAGUGGGUCAAAGUUCAGAAAGCUGAAAACAGAGGCCCCCCCUCCAGAGAGAACACUCUCCCCCGUCGGACUCCGCCCACCCAGCCUAAGUUCACCACUGUGAACGCCUACCAGACCCUGCCAAAGACGCCCCGCCACAGCCCCCCUCCGGCCCGACUGGGGGAGUAUAAGUACGCCCAGGACCGCCUGAGCCACUUCCGACUGACUCCGGAUCCGACUCCAGGAUCCGGGACCGUGUGGCAGCUGUACGAGUGGCAGCAGCGCCAUCAGUUCCGCCACGGCAGCCCCACGGCGCCGCUCUACACCCCCGCCCCAGACUACCCCUUCGGGCCCCGUCCCCCAUCCACAGUGCCCCCCUCUGGCUCGGGUCAGCCUCGCUGCGUGUCGGUCCCGCCUUCGUCCGCAGACAUCCCGCCACCGGGACCGCCACCCGGAACCACCCGGACGAUGUCCCCGACACGCAGACCGCACACGCCCGCCGAACGGGUGACGGUCAGGCCCGUGGUGGACCGGACCGCACUGGACCUGCCCUUCACUGUGUCCCCCCGCAGGACCAAGAGUCAACUGAUCAAGGCGGCGACUAUGGAGAGGCGGUCGAUGCCUCCGUCUGGAUACAUGACCCACACCGUCAGCGCCCCCAGUCUGCACGGAAAAACGCCUGAGGAGCUCACUCUGCUCCUCAUUCAGCUGCGUCGUCAUCAGGCCAAGAUGGCGUCGGCGCGGCAGCACACGCUCACCCAUCUGCACCGCCUCAACGGGCCCACAGAGCCCCGCCUCCACGCCGGCCCCCUCCUGGGCCCCUCCUCCUCCUCUGUGUCCCGCCUCACUCACGUCGGCCCCUGCGGCGCUCAGGUUGAUGAUACGUAUCUGCAGCUGAAGAAGGAUCUGGAAUACCUGGACUUAAAGAUCAGAGCUGUAGAGCCCCUGAUCGUGGCAGUUCACAGUUUACUACUGCACUGCACUGCUGGGCCUCUCAGGCCCAUCAUGGACGUAAGACCGAUACCAACACCAACAGUAACAGGAAGUCAGCAGCUGAAGGAGGCGGGGAAACCUGUCAAAGUUGCAGAGAGUGACGUGGAUGUGAAGCUGAGUCGGUUGUGUGAACAGGAUAAAAUCCUCAAAGAUCUGGAGUCGAGGAUCAGCGCCCUGAAGGAGGACAAGGAUAAACUGGAGAGCAUUCUGGACGUGUCCCACCAGCAGAUGGAGCAGUACCAGGACCAGCCGGUCCACAUCCAGAAGAUCGCCUACCAGCAGAGACUCCUGCAGGAGGACCUGGUCUCCAUCCGAGCCCAGAUCUCCAGACUGUCCACGGACAUGUCUCAGGCCUGGGACGAGUACGUCCGACUGGAGACGUCAGUGGAACAGCUGAGGACGGCGUUACAGGCACGAAUGAACCACAGCAGCGCCCCGCAGCAGGAGAAGACGGAGAUGAAACGAGAGCUGUGGAGAAUCGAAGACGUGAUGUCAGGACUGAGCAGCAGCAAAGUCAACUACAAGAUCACCAUCGACUCGGUCCAGAACCCAGAGAGGAAGUUAGUGCCUUCGGUGUCGGACUCGGCAGUGCCUUCUCGCAGCCCGGAGAUCCAACCUCCACCUCGAAGCUCCACCCCCAGCAUCGCCUGCUACACUUUACCUCACAGCACCGUGCCAAAGUGGGCAGAGGACAACGCCCCGCCCCGCCCACCGCUGCCCCGUGUCUACGACUAUGAGGACACGCCCCCUCUGGUGCCGCCCCUCCCCAAAGAGGCCUCGGUGAUCCGCCACACCUCGGUUCGAGGCCUGAAACGCCAGUCGGACGAGAGGAAGCGGGACCGUGAGAGCGGGCAGUUCGUGGUCAACGGAGACUGUAAGGCUGAACUGCGAUCGUACCUGAGCGAACCAGAGCUGCCGGGCGUGAGCCACCACUGCCCCGGGUCCGAGGUGGACUACCAGUACUUCAACGACCCGGGACUCUCAGGAUCCUCGUCUCGACUCAACCAGUCCAACUCCAUCUCAUCCUACGUCACCAUGAGGAGACCAGGAGGAUCUGCACCCAGGGAGAGACCUAAGAGUGCCUUCGAGUGCUCGUCGUCGCCUCCCGAUGUCCAUAAUUUCUCCGGCGUCCAGUCCCGCGGCCGGAUGAGCGCCGAGGAGCAGCUGGAGCGGAUGAAGCGCCACCAGAGGGCGUUGGUCCGGGAACGCAAGAGGAACCUGAGCCACGGCGAACGCUCCAGUUCCACCGUGACCACCGGGCGGUCCUCGUCCUCCUCCAGACUGCCCUCCAGCCCCUCGGAGCCCCCGCCCUCCGUGUUUGAUUGGCAGGAGGAGCGACCUAUGGCGGAGGGCCAAAGCGAUGAGGGGUGGAGCCAAGCAAAGGAGAGUGGGAGGGUCCAAUCAGAUGAGUGGGUGGCAGUUAAAGCUACGCCCACCAGAGAGGUGGACGUGGAGCCGCUGGACUACGACCUGGACCUGAGCAGAGAGCUUUCCAAACCCCAGAAGGUUCUGAUCCCAGAGCGGUACGUGGAGUCGGAUCCUGAAGAACCUCUGAGUCCUGAAGAACUGGAGGAACGGACCCGGAGAACCGAGCGCAUCAAGAACCUUCUGACCAAGUCCAGCGUCCAGAACCUCCACCCGUCCUCGCUGGACUUCACUGAGCUGGACUCGGUUCUGCAGCAGCAGCAGCGGAUCAUGAACGUGUCCCAGGCUUUGGCCUCGGAGGCGUCACGUAAAAGCAAACUGGUGGCAGGGGCCACAUUGGAACCUUUGGCGGACCGCAUUUGGCCCCCGGGCCACAUGUUUGAGACCCCUGGUUUAGAGUUAAACCCAGACCCACGGGUCCGGAACCUUCAUGUAUGUGGUCUAACUUCAUUUCUGAUUCGUAGAAACAGAGUGACAUCACAGACGGUGGGCGUGGCUACAGCCAAAGCAGCUGCAGAGCACUGACCCACAACGGACCCACAACAGAUCCACAACGGACCCAUAACAGACCCACAAUGGACCCACAAGGGACUCCAAAUGGACCCACAAAGGGCCCACUACAGACCACCAAAGGAUCUACAACAGACCCCCAAAGGACCCAUAACAGACCCACAAUGGACCCACAACAGACCCCCAAAGGAACCACAACAGCCUCACAAGGGACCCCAAACGGACCCACAACAGACGCCCAAAGGACCCACAAAAGACCUCCAUCAGAUCCCUACUAACCCCCUAAUGGACCCAGACCCCCUACCCCUGCAGAUCCCUACAGGCCCCCAUCGGACCCACAAUGGAGCCACAACAGACCCUUACAGACCCAGACCUCCGCCACCUACCCCAGCGAAUCCCCAUACAGACCCAGACCUCCUACGAACCCACAAUGGACCCCCUACCCUGCAGAUCCCUAUAGACCCCCUCCGGACCCCCAAACCCACCAGUUGAAUCUUCAGCCUCUCGUUGAUUUUUAACGAAGCCUUUUUACGACUGAAUCCAUGUUUUAAUUAACUCGUAUUUUAUUAAAUCCUCGUUUGUGUUUGAACUAAUGAACCGAUGACAUUAAUUUAUAACGAUUGAAGAGUUUUUUUAUCUGCCGUUAGUUUUUGAGUCAAACUUCAUGAACACAGAUCAUUUAUUUAUGUCACUGAUU